Macaca mulatta (Rhesus monkey) is the source of this 9395-nucleotide messenger RNA. NCBI's taxonomy places the organism in Eukaryota, Metazoa, Chordata, Mammalia, Primates, Cercopithecidae. The record is from RefSeq and is a predicted model, not a curated record.
GGGGGGACUGCUUACAUGAAUUUCCAAGUGGUAGACCUGCCUCUGCGCUCUGCCCAAUGAGAUCCGUCAGGGGAGGCACCCGGCUCACUUUUCCACAUCACUUCACAGUUACAUUUGGCAGGCAGGCGGGCUCGCACGCCGGAGCGCUCAGCCCAGAAUUAGCGGAUUUAUUUGGAAUCUCCCUGCCUCUUCCAAGCUCCGCCGCCGCCGCUGCCGAUUUGUGCAUAGACGGUAGCGUCAAGCCACCAGCUUCACUUUGGGCUGCGGACACCCAGAGCCCUGCGCGCCCGCCCCGCGUCUCCGAACCAAGCCCUGCAGCUCCGAGAGGCAUGAACGGAAUCCGGAGGCGCCUGCCUAGCGCGCGAGGACCGGUCGGCGCUCGCCGCCCUCGGGAGCUGACCCCGAGCCCCUCCAGCCAUUUGUGAACCAAGAGGCUUGACAUUAGCCAGCGCAGGGCCCCACACGAGAAAUUUCAAUGAAAAGAAAAGCCAAUGGAUUGUGGUCUUAGAAAAGCUGCUUAGGUGAUGUCUGUUUCCCAUGCUAUAGACACGUGGCAGAGCUGUAAGUAAAUGCUCGGCACUGCAUGAUGAAUUGGAUGGCUGCAGACCGGAGACAAAAAAAAUAAUUGUCUCAUUUUCGUGGUGAUUUGCUUCACUGGUGGGACCAUGCCAGAACGGCUAGCGGAAAUGCUCUUGGAUCUCUGGACUCCAUUAAUAAUAUUAUGGAUUACUCUUCCCCCUUGCAUUUACAUGGCUCCAAUGAAUCAGUCUCAAGUUUUAAUGAGUGGAUCCCCUUUGGAAAUAAACAGUCUGGGUGAAGAACAGCGAAUUUUGAACCGCUCCAAAAGAGGCUGGGUUUGGAAUCAAAUGUUUGUCCUGGAAGAGUUUUCUGGACCUGAACCGAUUCUUGUUGGCCGGCUACACACAGACCUGGAUCCUGGGAGCAAAAAAAUCAAGUAUAUCCUAUCAGGUGAUGGAGCUGGGACCAUCUUUCAAAUAAAUGAUGUAACUGGAGAUAUCCAUGCUAUAAAAAGACUUGACCGGGAGGAGAAGGCUGAGUAUACCCUAACAGCUCAAGCAGUGGAUUGGGAGACAAGCAAACCUCUGGAGCCUCCGUCUGAAUUUAUUAUUAAAGUUCAAGACAUCAAUGACAACGCACCAGAGUUUCUUAAUGGACCCUAUCAUGCUACUGUACCAGAAAUGUCCAUUUUGGGUACGUCUGUCACUAACGUCACUGCGACCGACGCCGAUGACCCAGUUUAUGGAAACAGUGCAAAGCUGGUUUAUAGUAUAUUGGAAGGGCAGCCUUAUUUUUCCAUUGAGCCGGAAACAGCUAUUAUAAAAACUGCCCUUCCCAACAUGGACAGAGAAGCCAAGGAGGAGUACCUGGUUGUUAUCCAAGCCAAAGAUAUGGGUGGACACUCUGGUGGCCUGUCUGGGACCACGACACUUACAGUGACUCUUACUGAUGUUAAUGACAAUCCUCCAAAAUUUGCACAGAGCCUGUAUCACUUCUCAGUACCGGAAGAUGUGGUUCUUGGCACUGCAAUAGGCAGGGUGAAGGCCAAUGAUCAGGAUAUUGGUGAAAAUGCACAGUCAUCAUAUGACAUCAUUGAUGGAGAUGGAACAGCACUUUUUGAAAUCACUUCUGAUGCCCAGGCCCAGGAUGGCAUUAUAAGGCUAAGAAAACCUCUGGACUUUGAGACCAAAAAAUCCUAUACGCUAAAGGUAGAGGCAGCCAAUGUCCAUAUUGACCCACGUUUCAGUGGCAGGGGACCCUUUAAAGACACGGCGACAGUCAAAAUCGUCGUUGAAGAUGCUGAUGAGCCUCCGGUCUUCUCUUCACCGACUUACCUGCUUGAAGUUCAUGAAAAUGCUGCUCUGAACUCCGUGAUUGGGCAAGUGACUGCUCGUGACCCUGAUAUCACUUCCAGUCCUAUAAGGUUUUCCAUCGACCGGCACACUGACCUGGAGAGGCAGUUCAACAUUAACGCAGACGAUGGGAAGAUAACGCUGGCAACACCACUUGACAGAGAAUUAAGUGUAUGGCACAACAUAACAAUCAUUGCUACUGAGAUUAGGAACCACAGUCAGAUAUCACGAGUACCUGUUGCUAUUAAAGUGCUGGAUGUCAAUGACAACGCCCCUGAAUUCGCAUCCGAAUAUGAGGCAUUUUUAUGUGAAAAUGGAAAACCCGGCCAAGUCAUUCAAACAGUUAGCGCCAUGGACAAAGAUGAUCCCAAAAAUGGACAUUAUUUCUUAUACAGUCUCCUUCCAGAAAUGGUCAACAAUCCGAAUUUCACCAUCAAGAAAAAUGAAGAUAAUUCCCUCAGUAUUUUGGCAAAGCAUAAUGGAUUCAACCGCCAGAAGCAAGAAGUCUAUCUUUUACCAAUCAUAAUCAGUGACAGUGGAAACCCUCCACUGAGCAGCACCAGCACCCUGACCAUCCGGGUCUGUGGCUGCAGCAAUGACGGUGUCGUCCAGUCUUGUAAUGUUGAAGCUUAUGUCCUUCCAAUUGGACUCAGUAUGGGCGCCUUAAUUGCCAUAUUAGCAUGCAUCAUUUUGCUGUUAGUCAUCGUGGUGCUGUUUGUAACUCUACGGCGGCAUAAAAACGAGCCAUUAAUUAUCAAAGAUGACGAAGACGUUCGAGAAAACAUCAUUCGCUACGAUGAUGAAGGAGGAGGGGAGGAGGACACAGAGGCUUUUGACAUUGCAACUUUGCAAAAUCCAGAUGGAAUUAAUGGAUUUUUACCCCAUUACAGAAGAGGGUUGCUAGGAGGAAUGUCACAAGAUGCUGUCUGAAGAGAAAGACUGUGGAAAACCAUGGCUUCAAUGAACUCAGAGGUCAGGACCAGAAAAGGAAAUGAGAGGUCACCAAAGCCAAAUGUUAAUUUCUUGGGAUUUCUUCUGUACAUGCAAAGAACUCCAGGCCAUCCUAUGAUUCCUCAUAAAUAAGAGGAAGAUUUUAACAAUUAUGCUCUAAGAUGGAACAUGACAAUUUAGGAGUCAUUGGGAUCACCCUCCCCCUUUCCAAUACUGUUCUGCUUUGACUACAAAUAUGUCUAAUGGUUUUCUAAAUUAACCUCUAAAGUUUGAGAGCUAUGUCAUCUUUGUCAAGUCUGAUUGUUGAGUAUGUGAAUGGAUGUUUUUGGUUCAAUGUUAGAGCCAAAAUUUAUAAAUAAUAAUUAUUUAUAAAUAAUGAUAUUGCAAAUAAACUUUAAAAAAGACCUUUAAACAUAAAAAUUCUUUUCUAUAAAACACAUACUAGGUACUAGGCUAGUAACAGAAAAAGGAUAUACCCAACACAAUUCUCUUGCCUUUCAAGACAUGGAGUUAAACUGGAUAAAUUAUAAAAGCAAAUAAAUGAUAAAACAUUUGAUUUGGCUAUCCUGUGGAAGAACUAAGCAGGCAGUGUUUUUAAAGCACAGAGAAAGAAUAUUUAUCUAAGUCUGCAAAGGCAAGAUAUCUUUCUUGAGGCUGUGUUAGAAUGAGUCUUGGAGGGAAGCAAAUCUUAGACAGGGAGUAUCAAAAAGUAAGGCUAGCUUGAGGUCCUGACACCUGAAAAUAAAUGGUGAUGUGAAGGGAUCUCUCAAUGGGCUUCAUUAUUGUGUUUCUCAAUGUAUGAAAUUCUCCAAGUUACAAAAACAAUCAGUAUCCUUAUUUAUUUAAGAAAUAUGUACCAAAGAGUUCCCAUUCAUUUGGGUGCUGGGAAUACAGCAUUGAAUAGGACAAAAGAGAUUUUUUUUUUUCAAAGAACUGGUAAUAUGGAAGAAAUGUAAAUAAAUAGAAAUACAAAAAAAAUUUGAUAUGAUAGAACAACAUAGAUGGAUGAGAAACGAAAUGUUUUACUUACAGUGGACAGAAUGAUAUUUGAGUUGCCCAGUGAAGUUUUUUUAAUCAAGGAAAACCAUAGUGAAGAGUUUGGGAAUGCUUAUGUUAGUUGUUCUCCUAGACUGAAUCAGUGGCAUAUACAAGAAAGAAUAUGAAGUCCAGAUUAUAGUGGAUAAAGGUGAAAGAGGUGCAACAGAUGUGGAAACCUGGGCAGAGAACAUAUUAUCCAGGCUUUUGUCAACCAAGAUAAGGAGCUCAUGUUUACUUCAUGUAAAAGAGAAGGCAAUUGAAGGGAUCUAAAAGCAGGGGGAUGAUAUGAUCUGAUUUAUAUUUUAAAAAUAAUCACUCUGACUCUUAUAUGAAAAUCAGAUUGUAGUAGACAUGAAUGAAAGUAGGAACCCCAGAGAGAAGGUUUUUAUCAUAAGCCAAGGAACAUAUUAUCUUGACUUUAUGGAGUGGUGAUACAGAUAGAAGGAAUACCCAGAAUUCACAUAUAUUUUGGAUAUAAAAUUGGUAGUAAUGGUAGUUCAAUUACAUGCUCAAAAUAAAGAUGGAAUCUAAAAAUAACUCCCAGAAUUUUUGGCUUGAAUGACUCUGUAAUUCAUGGGGCCAAUGACAAAAUUUAGGAAGACAAGAAGUGAAUUUGUUUAUCAAAGGCUGACAUCCUAACUUCUCUACUAAUGGACAACAGAAAAGGAUAACAGAAAUCAGAGUCUUAUAGAAAUUCUUACAUGAGGUGUGUUAGGGGCUGUCUUAGUCAGGGUUCUUCAGAGACACAGAGCCAUUUGGUGAGAGAGAGGAGCUUUUAGCAGGAAUUGGCUCAUAAGAUUAUGGUGGCUGAGAACUCCUACGAUCUGUUGUCUGCAAGCUGGAGGAAAACUAGUAUUGCAGUUCUGUCUGAGUCCUAAGGCCCGAGAACCAGGGGAGAUAAGAUGUAAAUGCCAGUCUGGAGUCAGGAGAAGAUGAAAUAAGAUAUUCCAGCUGAAACAGUCAGGCAGAAAAAAAGGGAACAAAUUUCCCCUUCCUGUUCUUUAUGCCUUCAGUGUAUUAGAUGUGGCUUAAGUAUACUGGGGAAGGCAAUCUACUUUACUGAGUCCAUUGAUUCAAAUGCUAACCUUAUCUGGAAACACCAUCACGGACACACCCAGGAAUCAUGUCUCAUCUGUGCAUCCUGUGGCCUAGUCAAGUUGCCAUAUAAAAUUUGCCAUCACAGGGAUCAUUUGGAAAACAUAGCUACAUUUUGAUUUUUUCUAUAUAUCAAUACCUGAGUCAAUGAAGGUCACAAGAGACAUGAUACAUUUCGGAAAGAAAAGUUCGGUCAGACUGAUCAUUUUAUAUAUUUUAGCUUUCUAGAAAUUAGAAAAAAUGUAAAGGCUCCACUUUAGUUAGUUCAUUCUUGGCUGAAAUAUGAUGGAUUCACUUACUGGAAAUAAUAGUUAGUGGAAAUGAUGAGAUAAUAUCCCGAAACCUUUAUGUAUGCUUACGUAAAAGUAGAAAAAAAAAAAGGCACAUAUGGCUUUCUCUAUAAACAUAAUACUUUGUCCAGAAAGCUUUCCUGAGAUAUACCCUUUCUCUUUGGACUGAAUACUAAAUCUCAAGAGAAGGAACAUUUGGUCUUUGUGGUUUAGGUAUGAUAAAAAUUACAGAAGAAACACACUCAAACAAAUCAUUUUUGUUGGUUUAUUGCUACUUACUGAUAAAGUUAUCUGGUUGUUUGGAAGUUUAGGGUUUUGGCACUUAAUUAAUGUUGGGUGCAUAGAAUUGAAGCAAUAUCCAUCGGGAGAGAAAAGUCUUAUGUAGAGUAAGUAUAAGAAAUUCUUAUAUUAAAAGGUUAUUGAUGAGAAUGCAUCUAAUCUGUCAUGCACUUAUCAUGCUAUAAGCCCUGUGCUACAUGUGUGGGGCUUGGAUAAAGAUAGAAAGACAUCCUUGUUUUUCAGAGAUUACUGUUUUCUGCAGUAGUUUGACAUAGCUCUUGUUUUUAAAAUAAUAGCAUUGUGUGUGUGUGUGUGUGUGUGUGUGUGUUUUAGUACUUUCAAAUUGCCAUAAAAAUACUGAUUCAAAAUAAUGAAUGCUUAAUGAGUUUACAGAUAGAAACAUAUUUAUUGAGCUACACCAUUAAAAAAAAUGUAGAAUUCAAUCAGUCAUUAUGGUGAGAGAUGGAACAAACAAAGGUGGUAUCACAAGUGCAAGGCAGGAAGACCUGAAGAUGCAGAGUCUAGAAAAUACAUUGUGUGUGUCUUAAAACCUGGUGGGAAUAAAGUAAAAACAGAAAAUUACAGAUACACCAAUUUUUGCUAUGAGAACAUCAAUAGAAACUAAUAGUGUAUUAAUAAUUAAUACCUUUUGUUUUAAUAUUGUUUGUCCUAGGAAUAGAAAGAUCAUCUUAUAAAAUAGUUAAUUGACUAUCAAACACAAAAAUACAUACAUAUGAACAUUUCUAUAGGUGCAUUUUUAAAAAGUGUGAUAGAGUUCAUGACCUACUUAAGAUAAAAACCCUCAGAAGAUUAAGCAAUAUGCAUAAAUGAGAAUGCAUGAUAAAGGGUAAUCAACCCAAAUUUUAUAGUAAAUAAAAUAGUUAAUAGAGAAUUGUACGGGAAAUUUAUUUAAGAUGAAAAUAAGAAAAGGAAGGCUGUCCACAUUGCUUUGAUUUAAUAUAAUAUUCAAAGUCCUGACUACCACCAAUAUCCAAAGAAAUGUUAAAGCAGAAACAAAGUUUUAAAGCUUUAUAGAAAAGAGGGGAACUGUGCCACUAUUUACAGAUAAUAUUGUCAUAAACAUAGAAAGUUAACAGAGUAAAUAGACAAACUAUGACUACUAAGCAAGUAUUUCAGCAAUGCCGCUAAAUCUGAAUGAUUUCUCUGAUGAAAGGAAAAUGCUAAUGAUGUCAAUUAUAUAAGCAAUUUGUAAUUUUUAUUCUAUUAUAAUCUAAAUAACAGAAAUUUGUAACCAAUUCAGUAUUUUGUUUUUAAAUUUGAUUUUAGUAUUUGUUGAGCUCUAUAAUUUUACAUAAUAUUUAAGUAAGACUAGUGAAGAGAUAAGGAAGGAAUAGUAUUACACUACCAGGUAAAACAAACUUAUCACCAAGGUAUAAAAAAUAAGACAAGCAAAUGACAAUGCACACAAAAAAAUGAGCAAUAAAAUCAGAUAUGGAAAUCCUGCUGCAGGUAAAAAGGCAAGCCCAAGUAAAUGAACCAAAACUCAAACUAGUUUGCUUUUAAAAAUGCAAAUGUAAAACAGUAAGCUAUCACUCUAAAUUUAUGGGAAAAGUAUAAAAAGGUGGAUACUGUCAAGUAUUAGUGAAAAUAUUAAGACUGAGAAGAUUCAUACAUCGUAUCUCUUCUGUAAUCCAACAAUGCCACAUUGUGGGGUAAAUUCAAGAGAAACUCUUACACAGAUUCCUAAGCGAACAUGUUCAGUGUUAUUUAUCAUGCCUUUUUUUUUUUAAGUGAGGUGCUAGAGGCACUGAACGCAUCUGCACUAGGAAGAUGGAUAUUAUGUCCUCUUAAUAAAUACUAAGAGUUAUUAUGGGGCAUUUAGAAGUAAUAAAAUAAAUGCACACAAGCCAGCAUGUAUUCAUUCUGAAAAAAAAUGUCAAAUUAAAAAUGUAAAUUGCAGAAUAAAACUUGUGAUGAAAUAACAUCUAUAUUCAUUUAAAACAAAUUCACAGAAAUAUACAUUUUACAAAGAUUCGUAUCCAAUAAUAUUUAUUUUUGCUCACCUGAGAAAAAGUGGCUCAUCUACUUGCACUGGAGCUCUAAUAAACAAAUUGAUACAUAAAUAAAGAUAAGAUAAUGUUAGGUAUGCUUAGAAAAAUCAGUGAAUAAUACAUUCCUUGGACUUGGUGUUUGGUAUAGGAAAGCAAGUAUUACAGUGAGGAUGGGUGGUGUUCGGACAGUGAAAGUUUGUAUGUACCGAAGAAGCUAGACUAAAAUGGGAACUCCAGCCUAUGAAAUUGCACUGUGCAGAACAGGAACCCAUAUGAUUUAGAUACGUAUUUUCAGUACAAGUUUAGAUUUCCGUUAUAUUUCACAUUUGUUGAAAUACCCAGACUAAACGUUCUUAGAAAUCUUAUUGCAAUAAAACUGUUUAUUCCUGGAUUUCUUAAAUAUAGUUAGUUAAUUACGAUUUUGUUCACUGAAUAACCAAUGUUAUCUUUGUAAAUAGAUGUAUUUUGUAAAUAAAAUUUAAGCAUCACUAUUGGAAUCGAUAGACAUUACUAUUAGAAUCAAUAGAGAAACUGAGGAUUUUUAAGAUGUCAAGGGAUAUGAUCAAAUCUAAUAUUAUUUUCUUCCUUGUAAUAGGGUUAUAUUCAGGAUAUCACCAUCUAUUUAUUGAGCAUCUACACUGCACAUAGCUCUGUGAUGAGUGUCAUUGGGAAUAAAGCAGUAGGAUAAGUCACAGACCUUGUUCACACAGAGCUAAUUGGAGAGAUAAAUUUAACACACUGAGAUAAUUAGAUGAUGUGACCUACCACAUAUGACAGUAUGUAAAGGAAGAGGCAAAGUGUGGGGAAGCUGUCAAUUGACAUUCAGAAAAAAGAAAAGGUCAAGGAAGUUCAGAUGGCUGGAGAAAUCAAUGUGCAAGAAGUUGAGCUUUUUUUUUCAGGCUUAGUUCCCCAUUGAGAAGAAGGCAUUUGUGAGACAAUGAUUGUUCACAUAGGUUAUCGCAGUAGUCUAUGUCUACUCUGUCUCCAAUCUUCUCCGUCAAUUUUUGGAAAUCUCUAUUAUCAAGUAAACAUCCUAAAAUAUCACAUCUUAAAAUGGCCAAGAUCUUAAAAUGGCCUUCUAGUCAAGGAUACAUAUCCAAGAAUAUUUAUUUUUCCUUAUUUGAAUUUUGCUCGUUGCAAUCGUUUUUAAUUUGAUUCAGUAUAUACUUGUAGAGUUUGUGGGUGUUUCAGGUUUUCCUGGAGCAUAUAUCCUACUCAAAAGAAACUUCUAGGCUGGUUUUAAGGUUCAAGAUGGAGAAGAAUGGCCUUGCUAUAUUAAUCAAUGACCUCCAUGCCAACGUAAUUCACCCUAGCUUACUCAUCCAAAUCCUUUCCCUUCCCUUUUGUCAAAAUAAGAUUCUCCCCCUCAAUGGCCUUUGCUGAAGACACUCAGAAAUGUCCUUCUUCCUAUUAGUACCUAACUACAGACACUAUAUUUAUACUUAGGUUCUCUUCACAGUAUUGGGCACAGAGAUCAGAUGCUAAACCCCCAGGAGUUAAGCAGCCUUCUCGUAAAAGUAGCAAAGUGUACUGAGUGAGUUAUUUUACAAAUAAAGAAAAUAGUCCUAAAAGGUUAAUAUGUUGGAGAUGAAAAAGAAUCAAACCAGUUGAACAUCUAUAUUGUCUUUAGAUAACAAUGGCUAUUGGGGGUGGGGGGGAAAGAAUAAAAUAGAAACUCAAUUCCAAGUAAGCAUUUAUUUGUCAUGUUUAUUGAACAUGGAAAUGAUUAAGUACUUUCAGGAAAACAAAGAUUUAUGUGACACAGUCCUUAGAUUGUAAUCCUUUAACUUACAGUGACUUGUUUAGUGUUAUCCUCUGUAAAAUAAACUUGCUCUUAAACUGGGCUCCACAGACAUUAA